Messenger RNA from Lolium perenne, 1189 nucleotides. RefSeq lists its product as uncharacterized. NCBI's taxonomy places the organism in Eukaryota, Viridiplantae, Streptophyta, Magnoliopsida, Poales, Poaceae. The record is from RefSeq and is a predicted model, not a curated record. Gene Ontology annotation, biological process: ubiquitin-dependent protein catabolic process.
GUUCCUGGUUUGGGGGAGACAAAUCUAAGACGGUGAGGUGGGGGAGACUGGCCAUCCCUUCCAUGUAAAUUCUGCGGCCGAGGCUUAGCUAGUGCGUAUUGCGCUCGGUAGCUAGUCGUAUCGAUCGGCCGGAAAUAGGCCCCGGAGAUGUAAUGUAAGGCCCACGCGGAGACGCACACGGACACGAACCUGGCCGCCAGCAGUAGAAAUUCCAUAUACAUCCAUCAUCAAUUGACGGUGAGGGGAUAUCCGAUCGUCAAUUGACGAGCCAUGGGGAAAUUCCGGCGACAACACGCCAAGAAAAGCAAGAGAAAAAACAAGAAGAAAUCCCCCCUCCAAAGGGAGGAUGGGGAGAACAACAGGAGAGUGGAGGACGAGCAGAUGCAGGCCGGAGGAGAGGCGGUCGUCAACGACCGCCGUGAUGAAGAAGGAGAAAAUGACAAGAAGGAGAAGAUGGUGCUGCUCCUGUGCAGGGACGGCGUGGAGCUGGUGGUGCCCAAGGAGGGGGCGAGCCGGUACGGCGGGACCAUCGAGAUGGACAUCAAGUACGACGACUACAGCAGCGCCUACGGCCGGAAUAUAAGCGUCCCCAACCGCGGCUACUCCCUCAUCAGCCUCCCCCUCGAAUCCGACGUCCUCUCCAUCGUCAUGCACUACUCCAACAAGAAGCGCCAUGACCCCGGCUGGGACGCCGCCGAGCUCGUCGGCGGCCUCGACCACCCCACCCUCUUCCGUCUCAUCCUCGGCGCUGAACACCUCGAGAACCGGGGCCUGCUCGGGGUCGCCUGCCGGGCCGUCGCCGACAUGAUUGGUGGGAAGUCGCAGCGCCAGAUCCGCGCCAUGUUCGGCAUCAGGCCACCUCCACCGGCACCCGACUCCACUCUACAACAACUACUACUAAAAAACAACACGCCGGAUGAUCACACGAUGACGACGUCGGAACUCGAGCUAGAGAAGAGGGCGCUCAGGGCCCUCCACAUCGUCCGCUGCCAGGACUUCACCGCGUACGACCCCAAGCGCCGCGCUUUCUGGCACUCGCGCUUCUGCGGUUACAACAUCGCCUUCUUCGACCUCGACAAGGAAUGUGAGUGCUACCUACUACCCCUGUAUGUACCCGUAUUAGUUACACAUGCUGACAUGCAUGCGUGGUCAUUGUAAUUGUUCACCCAUGGAUUGCUCCUCGAUAUAU